This is a messenger RNA of Penicillium malachiteum, 2259 nucleotides long. Its product is annotated as putative C6 transcription factor. The transcript has a single exon. The record is from RefSeq and is a predicted model, not a curated record. Gene Ontology annotation, cellular component: nucleus. Gene Ontology annotation, biological process: positive regulation of transcription from RNA polymerase II promoter by galactose; DNA-templated transcription. Gene Ontology annotation, molecular function: RNA polymerase II cis-regulatory region sequence-specific DNA binding; DNA-binding transcription factor activity, RNA polymerase II-specific; copper ion binding. Lineage: Eukaryota; Fungi; Ascomycota; Eurotiomycetes; Eurotiales; Aspergillaceae. The coding region runs from base 1 to 2259 and encodes 752 amino acids.
AUGCCUCGAGCAAGUACUGUACCAGGAGCUCGGCUCCGGUGUCGCCGGGCUUGCGACAGCUGUAAGCGGCGGAAACAGAAGUGUAACGGCGAACAACCGUGCACCAUCUGUGUCCAGCGACACAAAGAAUCAGAAUGUCAUUUUUCAGAUCGCCCCGCGCGCCUUCUCAAACCCGAAUCCAAAGACUCGACCAUGUUACUGAGCGAACGUAUAUUGCCCACACCGCAGCGGGCAACAGCGAUGGAUCGUCUUUUGAACUCUCUGGAAGAUCGAGACAUGAACCUGGAGCAACAGACACGAGAUGAUAAGGAGGGGACGGCGCCAGUCCCCAAGGUGGCACGUCUUCUCCGUGACGGACAGGGCAAAUUCAUGUACAUUGGAGACUCUGCAAGUCUGUCAUUUUUGCAAAGUGUUCGGCGUGUUGUAUCAUCAUCUAUUGGACGCUGCGAGUUCACAGAAGAUAAUUCGCGACACUCGAUGCUGGAAGCGUUUCAAAACAAUCCAACCACCCAUUCAGGUGCCCUUGUCCCGCCACCCAGCAAUGAAGAAGCCCAGAGACUUGCACGACAGUAUGUUCUGGCAACAAGUCCUUUAUUGGAUUUGGUUGACCUCGAUGAAUUCUACCCCCGGCUGGCCAAUUGGGUAGAGAAUCCCUCCGGCGACGAAGACACUGUCAGCUCCAUCUUCUACCUUGUGCUUGCCAUAGGUGCUCAAGUCUCAGAUGUCAAUCAGACGAUUGCCGAACAGUAUUUCAGCAGUGGCCGUCAAUUGGCCUUUUCCGCAUUUCAAGAAACGCCUAGUAUCCAUACUAUCCAGUCAUACAUCCUGGUAUCGAUGUACAUGCUCGGUGCAUGUCGACGAAAUGGCGCAUUCAUGAAUCUGGGAAUCGCGUUGAGAGCUGCUUAUGCAGUUGGAAUUCACAGAAAAGAUGCAAAUGCACUAUUCUGUGGACGCGAGCGACGUGCUAGAGAACGGGUAUGGAAGAGUCUUCGUAUGGUGGAUUUAUUCCUCAGUGCCUCGCUAGGACGCCCACCUGCUACAUCCGAUUACGAUUACGAUAUCCGUGAAGAUGCAUUUGCAUCUGGAGACCAAGGCAGCUUGACCCCGGAUAAGCAGUUAUCUCUCGCAGUGACCUCACUGUGCCGAAUCUUUGAACGAAUUCUUACAGAUGUCUAUAUGAAACAAGUCAUUUCCAUCAAUGUUGCUGAAUCGAUCUCAAAUCAGCACCGCGCCUGGGUUCGAACGUUACCUAAGUUUCUCAGGGAUCAGACGGAACACAUCGAUAAUAAAUCCAUGGAGGACAGUUUGGCUGCGGCUCAUGUCUUUGGUUCUUAUUAUUGGUCAAUCAUUCUGCUUACACGACCAUUCCUCGUCUACCGCGUGGCCCAAUACGUGAAGAACAAGGCUGAUCCAUCCGCAAAUGGUCAGAAUGGCAGCUCUCGCAUCUCACUCUUUGCUGAUGCAUGUGUCUAUUCGGCGCUUCGUGGACUGGAUGUCGUGGAUGGCCUAGGUCGGUUCGCAUCACUACCACAUCGACUCCCAUUUCUCAUCAACUCAGUCUUCAACUGCGCUGUCGUUCUCGGAGCCGCAUUCUUUGCAGACUACGAUAAUCUUUUACCUUUAGAAGAGGGUCUGAACAAAGCAGAGCGAUUCCUCGAACUCUUCGUUCCGCAUGACCCCCACGCCUGUCGCUUUUACCAGAUCAUAAAGUAUCUCCGUCUUGCUGUCGCUGAGUAUAUCCAACGACGAAAUCGUCAAUGGAUGGAUCGACGCAGCAGACAAGUUGAUCAACUCUUCGGCCAAGUCGGUGGUGGAAACCAAUCCCAAUCCCCCUCAAAUUCAUUUACACCAAACUCGGGCCAUGACCUUCCUCCAUUAAAUCGACAUGAUGACCCUCACCAGUCGCCCAUUGUCCCUUCUCCGAUCUCACCUAGCAAACUUGCUGGUAGAACCCCUUCUUCUUUCGUCGCCCCACAACCACCACAGGGUCCUCCUAUUGGUCCCCAGCAAGUUGGCGGGGACAUCUGGGAUUCACUAUAUAACGGCGCGGAUGCAUCGGCCCUUUCGUAUGAUGCUGCCAUUUCCGCCCUUACCACCUCUGGUAUCCCUGUAGGUUGUUCCCCCGGCGGAACUAUUCCUACAGGACAACAACCUACUUCUGGUGGCCCAUCUCCAUUAUCUGAUGUGAUGUUCCCUGAUAAUGGCUUGCUGUAUAUGGCUGAAGAUCUUCCUGUAUUCGGUAUCUGGGAUGAAACUUGA